Polychytrium aggregatum is the source of this 951-nucleotide messenger RNA. RefSeq lists its product as uncharacterized. The record is from RefSeq and is a predicted model, not a curated record. Bases 112 to 798 code for a protein of 228 amino acids. Lineage: Eukaryota; Fungi; Chytridiomycota; Chytridiomycetes; Polychytriales. The transcript has 2 exons.
AGCCAUUCGACCCGAGCAUGCUCUGUUCCGUUGAUUGACGGCAUCGUUGUUUCGGGCUGCAGUGCUCUCCUCAAACGACUCGCCAACGAAACCAAGAAAAAGGAAGAGGAAAUGCGCAAGCGCGCCGCAAGCAACGAAUCGACUCUUCAGGGCUCGCCAGCAAAGUCCGAGGCUGCAUCAGAGCCCCCGCGACCGGUGACCCGCAAGCAUGUGUCGUUCAUGAAGGUCACGCAGAAGCAGCAGUUUGUCAUCGGCGUCAUCUCGUCUGGUACGAGCGGCAAGGUUAAGAAAGUCCAGAUAUCGACACGGACAGGUGCUUCAGCGGUUGUGGUGAACCUGAAAAAGUGGGAGACAAAGAGGCUCUUGACCAUCCGCGACACCCGACCCCAAUUCUCGGCCACCGAAUACCUCGAGCUCUAUAACAGCGACUUUGACAUCAACAACCCGAAAACACACAGCCUCUAUCCCGCAAGGUACGUCAUCCAAACCGCGGGCGUGACGAUCGCCCACCUCGAAUACGUGAACCAACUCAAGAUCCAGAUCAGCCCGAACUACCCGGGGGCACCCAUCUACUGCUGCACAGGCGACUUUUCGCUCGGCAAGUACAUCAUCAUCAUCAAACACCCAAACUCGCGCGAACAGCGCUUCUUUGGGGAGUGUGGCGGUCGACACUUGCUCAAGAAGAGCAUGAUGGACUCCAAGGUCACCUACUACCUCGAGACCGAAGACUGUGAGAAUUCGCAGUUGGUGCUCUCGGCGGUGUGCUUCAUUGCCGCAGUGACCUCGUCCUUCAACUGAAGGAGGCUGCGUUGGCUUCGAGGAGGUCAUCGCUGUCUGGGCAGUCCGCGAGAUGUGCUAUGACCGGAUGGAUUGCAGCCAGCCAAUCAGCCAAUCAACCAGCCAAUCAGCCAAUCAACCAGCCAAUCAGCCAAUCAACCGACCAAUCACCCA